Messenger RNA from Asterias rubens (European starfish), 1473 nucleotides. RefSeq names its product gastrula zinc finger protein XlCGF7.1-like. The record is from RefSeq and is a predicted model, not a curated record. NCBI's taxonomy places the organism in Eukaryota, Metazoa, Echinodermata, Asteroidea, Forcipulatida, Asteriidae. Gene Ontology annotation, molecular function: DNA-binding transcription factor activity; RNA polymerase II cis-regulatory region sequence-specific DNA binding. Gene Ontology annotation, biological process: regulation of transcription by RNA polymerase II. The coding region runs from base 614 to 1426 and encodes 270 amino acids. The transcript has a single exon.
GGGGCCGAUUUAACGACUUGUCCAUGAGUCUAAACCACGCUAGAAAGAAACCAUUUGUUUGUGACGUUUGUGGAAAAGAUUUUGCAAACAACCGUGACCUAAAAGUCCAUCAGCGUGUCCACACUGGAGAGAAAACAUUUGCUUGUGGCAUUUGUGAAAAAGCCUUCGCACAUAAGCUUUCACUGACCCUCAGUAUGUCCACACUGGAGAGAAACCAUUUGUUUGUGACCUUUGUAAAAAAGCCUUCCUAACAAAGCAGCAACUGACUCUCCAUCAACGUGUCCACACUGGAGAGAGACCAUUUGCUUGUGACAUUUGUGGAAAAGCUUUCAAACAGAAACCUAAUCUUACCAUCUAUCUGAGUAAACACACUGGAGAGAAACCAUUUGUUUGUGAAGUUUGUAAACAAGCUUUUGCACAUAAGCUUUCACUGAUCAAACAUCAGCGUGUCCACACUGGAGAGAAACCAUUGUUUGUGACCUUUGUAAAAAAGCCUUCCUAUCAAAGCAACAACUGACUCUCCAUCAACGUGUCCACACUGGAGAGAGACCAUUUGCUUGUGACAUUUGUGGAAAAGCUUUCAAACAGAAACCUAAUCUUACCGUCGAUCAGCAUGUCCACACUGGAGAGAAACCAUUUGUUUGUGACAUUUGUGGAAAAGCCUUCGCUCAGAAGUAUAUAUGCACUGACCUACCAUGAUCAGCGUGUUCAUGCUAUAGAGAAACCAUAUGCCUGUGGUGUUUGUAAAAAAACCUUUGCACAGAAGUCUCAACUGACUAUUCGCCAGCGUAAUGUACACAGUCAAGAGAAACCAUUUGUUUGUGAUACCUGUGAAAAUCGUUUCACACAGAAGGCUAAUCUAACCGUCCAUCAGCGUGUCCACACUGGGGAGAAACCAUUUGUUUGUGAUUAUUGCGGGAAUAAGUACACACAACAACGAAGUCUCACUAUCCACCUGAGAUAUCAUACAGGCAAGAUACCAUUUAUUUGUGUUACUUGUGGAAACGCUUUCUCUCGUAAAGAAUACCUGACCAUCCAUCAGCGUGUCCACACUGGAGAGAAACCAUUUGCUUGUGACAUUUGUGGUAAAACCUUCGCCCAGAUAUCUAACCUGACCUCUCAUCAGCGUGUUCACACUGGAGAGAAACGGUUUGUUUGUGACAUUUGUGGAAAAGCUUUUGCACAUAAGCCUCCACUGACCGAACAUCAAUGCCGCGUCCACACUGGAGAGAAACCAUUUGUUUGUGACAUUUGUGGAAAAGCUUUCACACGAAGGGAUACCCUGACCAUCCAUAAUCGUGUCCACACUGGAAAGAAACCAUUUGUUUGUGACAUUUGUCGAAAAACUUUUACACAGAAGGCUCAUUACAGACUGGCCAUCAGCUUGUCCACACUGGAGAGAAACAAUUUGUUUGUAACAUUGUGAAAAAGCUUUUGCAUGGAAGUCUAGUCUGACUGGCCAUCAAAGCGUCC